GCGAGUGGCGGGCCGACUGUGUAGUCCGCUCCGGCAGCGCGCUCUGCCCGGCUUCCUCAGUCUCCUCGCCGGGAGCGUCCGGGAGCAGCUCCGAGGCCGCGGCGAAACCAGGUGGAGUCCGAGGUUCGGAGGAGUAUCAGAGGUUAGGGGAAGGCCGGAGAAUGGGCUGGGAGGCUGCGUUUCGGAGCUUAGGGUUCUGUCCCUGCGAUCGCCGCGUCUCCCUCCCUUGGUGGGCGCGGCUCCCGGGAAGCGGCUCGUCUCGUCUCCCCUCACAGGCCGGGUUCCCGUUCUGGACCUUCGCCCUCGGAACACAGUGCUGUUGGCCGGGACUCCUUCCCGAGGUGGACGGCUCCCUGUUCUUAUUCCUGGCUCUGCCAGAACUGUAGGAAGUGCUCAGUACACUUUAGGGCAUGCAUGGCACUCCCUGGGAGACAGUGCUUUAGGGCCAGAGGAAAGAUCUUCCCUGAAGGCAAACGCCCGCGGAGCCCACAAGUCCGGGCCGCACUGAACAAGUCAGGAUGUUGCCAUCGGCAAUUCUGCAGAAGGCAGUAACCCAUCUGAGAGAAAGAGCCGCUGUCAUAAGGGAGCAGGGAUUGGAUCAAGUCAUUGCAUCUAGAGUACGGGGGAACGAAGAAAUCAUGGAGAGAGUUUGCCCCAGGAGAGAGGCGAGCGUUAUGUAACCUAGGAUCUGGGGUGGGUAACAGUCUGUGCAGUGUCAAUGUGAGAGGAGAAAACACCCAACGUGAGGGAAUGGUCAGGUAAGAAAGGACCAGAAGUUCCGGUUCUACCAUAGCAAGGACCUAAGUUGCUAAUUUAGGUUCUUUAAUGCAGACCUGGUCUUUCAGAACUUCUUUCUCUUCCCUAGCCUUGUCAUUUCAGCAUUCUGGCCUUCCCUAUGAGGAGGAAGAUCAACGAAGUCACAGGGCCCUUCUAGCCCAAUCCAGAGCUGUACCAUGGCAGAGACAAGAGAAGAGGAGACAGUGUCAGCAGAAGCCUCAGGGUUCUCAGACUUGAGUGACUCAGAGUUCCUGGAGUUUCUGGACCUAGAAGAUGCCCAAGAGUCAAAGGCUUUAGUUAACAUGCCUGGCCCAUCUUCUGAAUCCCUUGGGAAGGAUGACAAACCCAUAAGCUUACAAAACUGGAAAAGAGGAUUGGAUAUAUUAUCACCCAUGGAGAGAUUCCACCUUAAAUAUUUAUAUGUCACUGACCUGGCUACUCAGAACUGGUGUGAACUGCAAACAGCAUAUGGGAAGGAGCUUCCUGGUUUCUUGGCACCUGAGAAGGCAGCUGUGUUGGACACUGGUGCCAGCAUACACCUAGCUAGAGAACUAGAACUUCAUGAUCUUGUGACUGUCCCAGUCACCACUAAAGAAGAUGCUUGGGCAAUUAAGUUUCUGAACAUACUUUUGCUGAUUCCUACCCUGCAGUCAGAAGGGCACAUCAGAGAGUUUCCAGUGUUUGGGGAAGGGGAGGGUGUACUUCUUGUUGGAGUGAUUGAUGAGCUGCACUAUACAGCCAAGGGGGAACUGGAGCUGGCGGAACUCAAGACACGCAGGCGCCCUAUGCUCCCUCUGGAAGCUCAGAAGAAGAAAGACUGUUUUCAAGUCAGCCUAUACAAAUAUAUCUUUGAUGCCAUGGUACAAGGAAAAGUGACCCCUGCUAGCCUAAUCCACCACACAAAGUUGUGUCUAGAAAAGCCACUGGGGCCAUCAGUGCUGAGGCAUGCCCAGCAGGGAGGCUUCUCUGUGAAGUCUUUGGGUGACCUCAUGGAACUUGUCUUCUUGUCUCUAACACUGUCAGACCUCCCAGUUAUUGAUAUCUUGAAGAUUGAGUAUAUCCACCAAGAGACUGCCACUGUGCUGGGUACUGAGAUUGUAGCCUUCAAAGAGAAGGAGGUGAGAGCCAAGGUGCAGCAUUAUAUGGCCUACUGGAUGGGCCACCGAGAGCCCCAGGGAGUUGACGUGGAGGAGGCUUGGAAGUGCCGGACGUGUACCUAUGCAGACAUUUGUGAGUGGAGAAAGGGCAGUGGAGUGCUCAGCUCUACACUGGCGCCCCAAGUCAAAAAAGCCAAAUGAAUAGAAGGUAUGCUUUCAAGAAUGUUGAUCCUUCCUGCUCCUGUUGUACCUAAGCAAAAGAGGACCAGUCUCUGAGCUUGGCUUUUAUGGAGAGUGUUCUUAUUUUGGUUCUUUUUUUUAUUUCCACAACCUCUAACCACAUUCAGUCCAGGACCAAGGCUCAGGGAUGAGUGGGAGAGAUGGGUUAUACUGUCCCUGGAGCUUCAUCAUGAUUGCCUGAGAAGACAGAUGCUCAUCAUGGCUGGAAUGAAGGUAUCCUUCAGUAAACUUUGCUUUCCUAAGAAAAUUCUUCAGUUUCUGAUAAGUCAUCCCUAUUUUUAUCUUGAUCAAGGCUUUCUACAGUUACAUAAUAAAAUGAAAUGCUGUCCAGGA
Molecule: messenger RNA, 2447 nt
Organism: Homo sapiens (human)
Lineage: Eukaryota; Metazoa; Chordata; Mammalia; Primates; Hominidae
Gene: EXO5
Product: exonuclease 5
Exons: 3
Coding region: 954-2075 (373 amino acids)
Cellular component (GO): cytosol; nucleus
Molecular function (GO): 4 iron, 4 sulfur cluster binding; single-stranded DNA 5'-3' DNA exonuclease activity
Source: RefSeq, a predicted model, not a curated record